Vicia faba (fava bean) is the source of this 1443-nucleotide messenger RNA. The record is from the annotation of a GenBank genome assembly. NCBI's taxonomy places the organism in Eukaryota, Viridiplantae, Streptophyta, Magnoliopsida, Fabales, Fabaceae.
AUGGCAAAUACAAUGCACUCUCACCGCUCAUCCUGGCCGGAGAAGGAGUCUAAACACUUGAUGAAAGUCAUACUUCCCUCACCUGUUCAUUCCAAACAAAUCAGGAUUCCAGAUGAGUUCAUAUCAAGAUUUGGCAAUGAACUCAACACUCUUGUUACCCUGACUCUUCCAGAUGGUUGUCAAUGGGAUAUACAACUCAACAAAUGCGACAACAAUGCCGUUUUCCUUUGCAACAAAUGGGAAGAGUUCUCACAACACUAUUCUCUCCGUUAUGGUUACUAUUUAGAUUUCAACUAUCAAGGAAAUUCAAACUUCAAUGUUGUUAUAUAUGAUACAACUUGUCUUGAAAUUUCAUAUCCCAAUGAAUACAACCCAAAAAACCCUUGUUUUCGCUCUAAAUCCUUCAGCGGUCGCUAUGCGUAUAUUAGUGCUGAUUUUGCUUCAAAAUAUCUCAAGCUAAAUGUUCCUAUCAAACUCCAAAAUUCUCAAGGAAAGCAGUGGCAAGUUUCUUGUACAACGCAUAGAGUGAAUUCAUCGGCAAUGCGAAUAUCUGCUGGGUUCCGUAAAUUUGUGAAGGAAAACAAUUUAUCAGAAGGAGUUAGUUAUGUAUUUGAGCUGAUAAAAAAAGAGCCUGUUCCUGUGCUACUAGUUACACAAGUUAACAAGACUCCCCGGGGAAGGCAUGUACUGUCUGGGAAGGAAAAGCAUUUUAAGAAGGCCAUACUUCCCUCGCCCAUUCAUGAAAAACAAAUAAGAAUUCCGAAUGAAUUUGUAACAAGAUUUGGGAAAGAACUCGGAGAUGUUGCUGAAAUUACUGUGCCAGAUGGUUGUGUCUGGGAAAUGAAACUUAAGAAAAGGAACGAAAACAUUUACUUAAGCACCAAAUGGCAAGAGUUUGCGAAACACUAUUCAUUAGAAUAUGGUUGCUACCUGUCAUUCAAAUAUGAAGGGAAAUCAAAGUUUAGUGUUGUAAUAUUUGAUGCAACUUCUGUUGAGAUAUGUUAUCCAUGUGCUAGUGCUAGGAAAAUGUCUGAUGGGAAACACGCUUACCAAAGAGUUGAGGUUGAAACAAGUGAGAGUCACGGGAAACAUGCUUACCAAAGAGUUGAGGUUGCUGCCCAUGAAUUCAACCCAGAAAACCCUUUUUUUCGUACAAAAAUCAAUAAAGGCAGAUAUCCGUACGCUCCCUCUCAUUUUGCUAAAAAGUAUUUGAAGCCAGAUGUUCCUAUCAAACUCCAAAAUGCUGAUGGUAAGCAAUGGGAAGUUUCUUGUGCAUUCAAUAUUCCAAAAUUUCCUGGGGCACUGCGAAUAUUGAAGGGAUAUUUUGAAUUUCAUAGAGACAACAAUCUCUCUGAGGGAGAUCAUUGUGUGUUUGAGCUGAUCAAGCAGAUGCCGGUUGUGCUAAAAGUCACAAUGUUUCGCGCGCUUCACUUUCCCGAUUAA